ACCAAAUGUGAAAUCAGUGCAAACUUGAGGGAUGAAGACCGUAAUUUUCCCCAAAUUAAAUAUAUAUUUGGUGGAUGAUGCAUGCGCAGGUGAAACAACUUGCUAGGGCUUUCAACAUAGAGCAAAACUGGAUUAUGGAACGAAGAAUGCCUCCGUUAGAAGAGUAUCUGAAAAAUUCAGUGAUCACAAGUUGCAUUUUUGUGGUGUUCACAGCUCAUUUUCCGGGCAUGAAAUCUGUUACCCAAGAAACUAUUGAUUGGCUUCUCCGUAACCCUAAAAUUGUAGUUUCGACUGCGAUGAUGGGUCGACUUAUUGAUGAUUUGGGCAGCCAUGAUCGCGAGAACAAAGAGGGAAAAUUGCCGACAGUGGUGGAUUGCUACAUGAAACACUAUGGCAUAUCAAAGGAUGAGGUCUUGUCUAUGUUUAAGGUACUAGUGGAGGAUGGAUGGAAGGAUAUUAGUAAGGAAUGGACGAAUAAAACCGAAGGUUCGAUACCCAAAGAAAUAGUCGAGCAACUUUUGAACUAUGCCCGGGCAGCCGAGGUCACUUACCGGAACAGUGAAGAUGGAAUUACAAAUCCGGAAAAAAAUUUGGCUCCACACAUUGUUGCUUUAUUUGUUGAUCCAAUUGUCAUUUAAUUUAAUUAUUUUUUCCCUAGCUCCAUCGUAUGCUCUCGUUACGUCAUUGCGUUUUUGUACUAUCUACCUAAAUUUGUUUGUGUUUUCGGUCUUGGAUUUUUCGGUUGGUUUGGUUUCUGAUUGUUGAAUAAAUAAAGAGUAUUGUGCGUCUGUAAUGUUAGCUAAUAAUAAUAUAUUUGACGAUUUGGAGCUUAGAAAGGUGCAAUGGAGUGAAAUAUU
This is a messenger RNA of Erythranthe guttata (spotted monkey flower), 857 nucleotides long. NCBI's taxonomy places the organism in Eukaryota, Viridiplantae, Streptophyta, Magnoliopsida, Lamiales, Phrymaceae. The record is from RefSeq and is a predicted model, not a curated record.